ACUUAAAAAAUAUAUUUUAAAAAUAGUUUCAAACAUAAUUUUUGAUUUUCAAAAAGAAAUUUUGAAAAACAAAUUCGAAAAAGAAAUUCAAUGAAAGAUGUAUUUUUAAAAUGUCUCUUUAGUGGUGGUAAAAAAAAAACCAAAAAUGGCCCUUCCAUGAAUAAUGGUACCAUAAAAGCUAGUAAACAUGAAAUUCUCCGAAAAAUAGUUGUGUAAUUUUACAAAGUUUUACUGACAAAAUAUAAAAAAAAUUAAAAUAAAUAUUAUAACUCAAAAUGAUAAUAUUUCAAAUUUAAAAAUAAAAUAAAAUCAUAGAUAAUAAAGAUAACUUCUUGAAAUGCACCAAGAAAAAACAAAUUAUAUAUGUUGUAAAAAAAGCAAUCUAAUAUUUUUUGAAAUCUUAACUAAAAAAAGAAAACUUGAUAACAUCCGAAAAUAUCCUAUAUCAAUAAAAUGUAUAAAAAAAUAUGAUAGAUGCUACUAUGUAUAAAAUUUACUAAAAUAAUAGGUCUAUACUCCAUAUGUUCGUUAUUAUAUGACGUUCUAUAGGCUGGCACAUAAAUUAAGAAACGUGAUGUAAUUUCUAAUUUUAACCUUUUCAGUUAGUGUUCAAUGUUAAAUUUGAUUAUGUAUCAAUACCAAUUGUAAGGGUAAACAAAGUCAUAUUUUGUUAUUAAAUGCUUGGGAAUCCGUAAACGUCAACUAUUUUGAUACAAAAAAAAUUACUCAAACGUCAUGUAUUACCAAACGGAGGGAGUAUUAUUUAAACAAAGAAGUGUUUUUACUUAUAAAUUCAGUAAAAUACUAAAAUGAUAGAUGUUAAAAUUAUAUUUUUUAAACACAAGAUGUAAAUAUAAAUUAUCUUAAACAUAUAUCUUUUCUAUAAUAUAAAUACAUUUAAAAAUGUGUUAUAUGAAAAAUUUAUAAAUUAAAAAAAAUAUAUUUUGAAGGAAGUUAUCUAUUUGAUUAUUACAUAUUUUAUUUUAUUGUACCUAACAUGAAAAUACAUUAGUAAGUAAAAAAAUUAAUAACAAAAUAAAAUGUAUUAAACAAAUCACUAUAUAUUAAUAAUGUCGAAUAAGAAAUAUAAACAAUAAUUUUUUGGAUAUUACUAAACCCCCGUAUGAUCCCCUCUCACCAUCUUGCUUUUGCUUUUGCCAAUUUAUUCAGUAGGAAAAAAUAUAGAUGCAUAUGACACGACUAAAAUACAUGCGUCAUUCUUAUUUAUUAAAAAAUGAAAUAUGACAAAUUAUUAUGUAGUAAUACAAUACACACAAGAAAUGCUUCAAUACAGGAGAAAUCAACUACGUACCUGACAUACAUUGAAAGAUAACACUCAAACUGAAAAUAAUCCUCACGGCUUAUGCGUUUGUUUGGACCACUUAUCUUGAUGAGCAACUCCGGUUUGUAAGAAGUAAUGACAUGUGUUAUUGUCAAUCCAAGCAAUAUUCCAGGUUUAUAGCUUUCUUCCACAUUACACGAAAAUUAUUUUUAAAGAUUUGCAAAAUGUUAUCAGAAUUGGACUUAUGCCCAUAUAAACAACAACGUUAUAAAAAGAAAAAAAAAACGUUAUAGUAAUAUACAACUAAUUCUUUUUACCAUAAACUAUGUACGAACAUUAUUAUUAUACAUUCGAGAUAUGACGUUGAGAGAUCUACAAAGCAGAUAUGAUAUGUACUACUGUUCAGUCUUUAAAAGUCCAUUGACCAAAACCAUUGGACGUAAUCAUCAGCGUUCCCCUAAGGCCCUAAGAGCAUCAUUAUCGGGCUUCUUAGCCCGAUUCUUAUUUUUACUUUGGGCCAAAUUUAAAUAAAAAAAGGAGUUAAUUAAUGGAAUCGAUUUUUACCUAAGAAGUUUUUGGUAGUGUUGCUUGUGUCACGUGGCGAGUUGUGAUAGGAGAUAGGAGACAGCGAAGACGAUGGCGAUGUUAGAGACCAUGAGCAAAUGCUUCUCCUCCUCAUCAUCAUCCUUUUCGUCUGCAAGCCAUGGCGCUUCCUUCUCUGUUCCUGAUCCUCCCCUUUCUCUACCUUCAAGGUGGGGGAUUUGCAGAGACCGCUUGUAUCUCAUGAUGAGAAUCUGAUCCAAGGCCAAAGCAGUGAGGUCUCAAGGGAAUUUGAUUUAGAAGAAGCUUGUUUCCAAAACGAAGGCCUGUUGCGUUCUUCUCUCACUGAGGGACGAGGGGUUUACAAACCAAGGCUUCCUUCUUCUUCUUCUUCUCCCCAUCUCGCCCAAGGUAAAGUCUUUCAGCAUCCCUCUUCCCUAUCCAGUCGGCAUUCUUGAGCUUAUCCAUCGGGUCCUUAAAAUUUAUGAAGGUGAAAGCUUUGAUCUACAAAUAAUCUCUGAACCUUCUGACAAUGCUUUGGUGGGGGAGACGCUUAAGCAUCCAGCUGAUAAAGUUAGCUCCCAAGAGGUGCAAACCUAUGGCUCGCAGCAACCUGAUUUGGAAAAGGAUAUACUUUCCCAGCUUUCUCCAAGAGUUGUUGUUAAAGAUCAAAGUAAUUUCCUUUUAUUUUGUUUUCCUAAGUUUAUAAAUAAUACAACUUCAAUCUAUAUCUUUAAUUAGUCGUGCAAGAUAUAUAACAUAUCUUGUGUUAGAUAUACACCUAAGCAUUGUAUAUCUAAAUGGUCUCUGUAAGUUUUAUCUGAAUGGUCUCUGUAAGUUUUAUCUGAAUGGUUGAACUUGAAGGUGUUGCUGAUAAAUUCUUAAGUAUGUGGAUGAACUAAGAUUCCAUUGAUAAUGUUGUAUUUUACUUAAGUAUCUUAGAAAACUUCUUAGACUAAAAAUAGUAAUUAAAAAUUCUAAGAUGUUUGCUAAGAGUUGCCAUUGAUAAUGUUGCUCUAACCGACCAAACUCUUAACGAUGCCUUAUCUUUCUCCACGAUCAUGUGACCCUCAUUUUCAUGUGCUCUCUGUUUUAAUUUUGGUAAAUAAUGUACUCUCCUUUUAUUUGAGUGUAAUACAAUGCCUUUCUAAAAGAAACUAAGUUCUACGUUUUUUACAUCCAAACACAUCUAUGAGAGCUAGCCGAUAAUGUAAAAAAUGAUGCAUAAUGACUUGACAACACAAAUCAUAAGCAAACAAGUAUACUUCUGCUUAAAACAAAAGGUAUACUUCUCAUUUUUCUUUAAUCACAUUAUAGAAACACAUCUAAUGAUAGUUUUUUACCAUGAAAUUCUUAAGUUACAAAUUAGUGCAUAUAUGUUACUUUCUCCGUUCCAUAAAGAUAGAUUUUUUAGUAUUUUCACACAUAUUAAGAAAAUACAUUAAAUAAUCAUAAUAAAUGUAUCAUUUUUUGUAAUUUUCAAUUUUCAAUAACUUUUAACUAAUAGUAAUUCAAUUAAGUCAAUUAAUUUUUGUGAAGUUCACAAUUUUUUCAUAAAAAACACCAAAAAAAAACAUCUUUUUGAAACAAAUUUUUUUUAAAAAAGUCUAUCAUUAAAGAACGGAGGGAGUACUAUUUAGUUAAGAAUAUACUAACAUUCUUUGAAAUGCAACCAAUAAUAUGUUAAAUGAGAUAUUUUUGGUUGAGUUUCCAAAAUUUUUAGUACACUAUUAUAUAUACACAUUAAUAUAUAACUUUAGAAUUUCAUGGUAAAAAACUAUCACUGAGGUUGCUCUGAACAUCUACCUACAUUCACAAGGUGCCGAGGGUGACGUGGUACAAAGCUCAUAUUAAAUAUUAUAUAGUAUAAUAAUGUUUUGGCUAAAAACAUACUCUUACUAUAUUUUCAAUCGACAUUGGAUCCUUUUGGAUUUCAGUGUUGGGGUCUGUUGAAAGAAUUAAAAGGCAGAGGAAAGAUAAAGAGAAACCGUUUUGAUAUAUAAAUAGUUUUUACGUUGUAAGUGCGUUGUUAUAACAUUUAGAUAUAACAUUUUUUGUUAAAUAAGUCGUAUACUCCAAAAACAAAACAUUUUUUGUUAAAUAAAAUAUUGGAACAUAUAUAUCAUUACAAUAAAAAGAAUGUUACGUGCAGUCCCCUUUCGUCCACUAGGGCAAAAGACGGGUUCACUUGUUUUUUCUCGAUCUAUCAUUUUCUUAAAAAAAGUCCUAUACUUUAUAGUCUUUUUUCUUUCUUUCGUUCUUCUAAGUUCUAAAGCUAGUAGAAUAGUCUGUUAUUCUGUUUCUACAUGUCGAAAAAUAAAACGAAAAAUUAACUGUUACACAUUUCAUAAGACUGAAUCUUGACUCGCAAAUUGCAUUAAAUUUUUUUUAAGAAAUAUAUUCGGUUGAAACUUGAAACAUUAUUGUAUCAGUUCAGAAAAAAAACAUUAUUUGUGAGUCAGAAAUCGGAUAUUGAUAAAAGGAAGCAGAGCACAGUUUUACUUGUCAGAGUUAGCGUGCCCGAUUUAUAAUAACUAUACACACAUUUAAAAUCGUAGCUACUUCCUACUACUAAACGAUUUUAAAGUUAAACCACUGAUUCGAGUUUUUAUCCACUAGAUAUAAAGAAGAAGGUAAACAAAACAUCGCUGAGCUCGAUUGAAAACAGUGAGACAAAUCCUGGGCUGAGUAGUGGAGACGGUGGUGCUGAUUCAGAGAGUGGGACAUUGGGGACAGGACAUUCUGAGGGUUUCAGAUUUGCACUAAGUAAGAAGAAAUAAGAAAACAGCUCAUCUUCUUUUGAUUCUCUCUGUUUUUUUUUACUUCUUUCGUUGGAUUGCUGUUUUGUGUUUUGUCUGAUUUUCUCUGUGAACUAGAGUUCUCUGUCUAUAAACAAGCAGCAAUUUAGCAUUCGACCAAAAAAAAUAUACAACCAGCAAUUUAGCUUACACUUGUUUUCCACUGUUUUUUUUCUCUCUCCAAUAAUUACAUCGAAUUGAUCCUAAAGAAGGUUUCUAUCUCCCCCAAAGGGUUUUGUUUCUUCUUCCUGUGAUGCUUUCUGAACCUGAUAAAAGAUUCGGUAGGAAAACAGAACAGAGACUUUGAUAAUAAAGAAAGAUGCAACGUGUCAGAUUUAUAAGCAAGUGGAGCCUCAUCUCUCCUUUUAUUUUAUUUUUUUGGGGGCUGUUUUGCUCUUUCAUGUUUCCCUUUAAUCACUUCAAAGUUACCAACUUAAGAAGCAAACUAGGUAUCUUCUCAUUCAGUGCAUGUCUUAAGGCUCUGUUUUAUACAGUUUCACAGCUUAUGCUUCAACAACACUCUGCUUGUUUAUACUUUUUGCAUCCAAUAAGGAUCUAAGACUACUUUUUUUUUGAAGUCUUUAAUGCCCUUGUGGUGACUACAAUCAGAUUUGAUUUGCGAGAAGAAGAGAGCAGACCAAUCUUCAGAAACCUCUUGUGUUUCUAAAAAGGAGAAAUGAAGUUUAUGAAACUUGGAACCAAACCGGAUUCAUUUCAGUCUGGUGAAGAUUGCAUAAGGUAUGUAGCAUCUGAUUUAGCAACCGAUGUAGUUGUCAACGUUGGAGAUGUGAAAUUCUAUCUUCACAAGUUUCCUCUGCUCUCAAAAAGCGCUCGUCUUCAAAAACUGAUAGCUGCAACGGUCGACGAGCAAUCAGACGCUGCUGAAAUAAACAUACCCGAUAUUCCAGGAGGCCCUCCAGCGUUCGAGAUAUGCGCCAAGUUCUGUUACGGUAUGACCGUAACACUCAACGCUUACAACGUUGUAGCUGCUCGUUGCGCUGCUGAGUAUCUCGAAAUGUACGAAUCUAUCGAAAGCGGCAACCUUGUUUACAAGAUCGAGUUUUUCUUGAACUCGAGUGUUUUGAGAAGCUGGAAAGACUCCAUCAUCGUUCUCCAGACGACAAGAACGGUACGUCCCUGGUCCGAAGAUGCGAAGAAGAUCGAUGAAAGAUGUUUGGAAUCAAUCGCUUUGAAAGCUACAGUGGAGCCAGCGAGAGUAGAUUGGUCUUAUACGUAUAACAGAAGAAAGGUUAGCAACGACAAUGGUGUGGCUAGAGAUUGGUGGGUGGAGGAUCUCGCCGAGCUAAGCAUUGAUUUAUACAAAAGAGUUGUUUCUACGAUCAGAAGCAAAGGCGGUGUUUCGCCUGAGGUUAUAGGAGAAGCUCUUGAGGUAUAUGCUGCCAAGAGACUCCAAAUAGAUGAUGAUGAUGACGUGGACGAACAGAGGUGUUUGUUGGAGACAUUGGUCUCGUUGUUGCCUAGUGAGAAACAGAGUGUUUCUUGUGGGUUCUUGGUUAAGCUGUUGAAAUCAUCGGUUUCUCUGGAAGACGUGAGGAGAAAGUUAAGUAGGAGAAUAGGGGAGAAGCUAGAGGAAGCAAGUGUGGAUGAUCUCUUGAUCAGAGAUUCUUCAGAAGGAUGUGAAACGGUCUAUGACAUUGACAUUGUUGAGACUUUAAUCGAUGAGUUUAUAAUUACACAAACAUGUAAAAGAGACGAGCUUGAUUGUUCUGUUUCAGACAGCUCUAAAACAAUUGUCGCCAAGCUAAUUGAUGGUUACUUAGCUGAGAUCUCGAGAAUCGAACCAAAUUUCUCUACUUCAAAGUUCAUUGCAAUAGCAGAGAAGGUUUCUUGCUUCCCAAGAUCGUCACACGAUGGAGUUUAUCGUGCCAUUGACAUGUUCUUGAAGCAACAUCCAGGAAUAUCAAAGAGUGAGAAGAAAUCGAUAUGUCGAUUAAUGGACUGCCGGAAACUAUCACCGGAGGCAUGUGCUCACGCUGUGAAAAACGAGCGGUUACCUUUACGUGUCGUUGUGCAGAUACUCUUCUUCGAGCAGGUUCGCGCCACCGCGAAACCUUCUCUUCCAGCGAGCGGCUCUCACGGGAGCUCGAGGACGACGACGGAAGAAGAAGAGUGUGACUCAGUAACAGCCACGGAGGAGACGACGAGAGACAAGACAAGUAGUUCUGAGAAGACCAAGGCUAAAGGAGUUGUGAUGUCCAGAAUUUUCUCGAAGCUUUGGGCUGGUAAAGACAGAGAUGGUGUCGGAGAUGUUAGUAGCUCGGAUACUAGUGAAAGUCCUGGUUCAGCCACCACCACCGUCGAUGAUAAAUCGACACCGUCCACUCGCCGGAGAAGAUCAUCCUCUUGACUUUAGACUAUUUUUGGGUUAUUGUUUCUUUCUUGAUUAGGACUCUAUAGUUUAAGCUUAACUUGCUUUAGAUCAAAGUUGGGGUUAAUCAUAUAAGUUUUGUUUUGGUGAUAAUACGCAUAACCCUAAGUUUUUGGUUACAAUUUUGAGAAACCUAAAUUCUAUUGUUUCCUUAGUUAUCUCUUCUCUAGAA
Molecule: messenger RNA, 7181 nt
Organism: Brassica rapa (field mustard)
Lineage: Eukaryota; Viridiplantae; Streptophyta; Magnoliopsida; Brassicales; Brassicaceae
Product: BTB/POZ domain-containing protein NPY3
Molecular function (GO): protein binding
Source: RefSeq, a predicted model, not a curated record